CUCAAAUAAAGCGUUUCAUUGAGUAUAAGCGUUUAUGUUUAUGUUCAAAAAAAAACAAUACUAGACAUACGAAACUUUUCAUAAAAGUUGAACUUAAUCGUCUAAUACGCGAAAUAUUAAAUAAGAAGCAAUACAAUUAAAACCGUUCAUGAUCAAGUUGUUGACCUAAAGCCGCAGCACUAAAUUUAACAAAACCUAAAGCUAUACACACAACAACAACCAGCCACGUCAACAAAAUAAAUCUAACAACAGAACAACAACAAUAUGUUGCGCAACACAGCUUUUGGUUCGACACCCACCUAUAAAUUAUUGCUCGGAUUGGGUCUCUGCUCUCUGGGCGGCGCGAUGUUAUUUGCCUAUUUUAAGCAGCGCAACGAUGAGGAUAACGAGGGCUCAAAGAAACAACAAAAACAGAACACAACAGCCGCACAACAACAGCAGCAGCAGGAACAACAACAACCACAGAAGGAGAUUUGUCUCAAAAUUGUUGUAGAGAACGACCAUGUGCCCCUAAUAAUUGGACGAGGAGGGGCUAAUAUCAAACUUAUUGAAGAAAAGACCGGAGCCAAGAUAAGAUUACGCGAUAAAGACAGCGGUCACAAAUUCUGUGACAUUAACGGUGUGCCGGAUGCGGUUAAGGCGGCACGAGUGCUGCUCAUCAAAGAAAUCGAACGCGCACCUGUGGUCAAGGUGGAGCUGCAAGUGCCUCAUCGUUUGGCCCAUAAGUUAAAUGGACGUGGCGCUGAAAUUAUACAGGAUAUAUGCCGAAAUUCCCUGGCCAAGGUCAGCAUCGAUCUGAAUGGACGCAAUAACAAGGCCAAGAUCACAAUUGUCGGCAAUCAGAAGCAGGUAAACAUUGCGCGAAAAUUGCUGGAUGAUCAAAUAGAAGAAGAUGAAGAUUUGCGUCGAGCCGUCGAGGAAGUGGAACAGAAACGAGAGCCACGCCGCUCGCCCACCAACUCGAGCAUGUAUUCAUCGCAGAAUUCGCUGAGUUCGCUGCAGCCACGGGAUAAAAUGCUGGCCGCACGCGUCGAUGAUAAACCAAUGGAGGUUUAUGUGUCAGCGGUGGCAUCGCCCACCAAAUUCUGGGUACAACUGGUGGGACCACAGUCGAAGAAACUGGACGAUAUGGUGCAGGAGAUGACGAACUACUAUAGCAGUGCCGAGAAUCGUGCCAAGCAUGUGCUCACAGCGCCCUAUGUAGGUCAGAUUGUUGCCGCCGUUUUCAAGUUCGAUGAGAAAUGGUAUCGUGCUGAGGUUGUCGAUAUAAUGCCCAAUCAGUUCAACCCCCAGGAGCAGGUUAUUGAUUUAUAUUUCGUGGAUUAUGGAGAUAGCGAGUACAUUGCGCCAGCAGAUAUCUGCGAGCUACGCACAGAUUUUCUAACACUUAGAUUCCAGGCUGUUGAAUGCUUUUUGGCUAAUGUGAAGUCGCCACUGAUAGAUGACCCUCUGAGAUGGCCAAAGAAUUCGAUAACCAAGUUUGAGGAGUUAACAGAGGUGGCGCAUUGGCGCAAGUUAAUAUCGCGCGUGGUGACUUAUAAGGAACGUCCGAGAUUAAACCCUGAACAAGCAGCGAGCUCAGCUGCACGUGACGGUACACCCAUACCUGGUGUUGAGCUGUUCGAUCCCACUGAUGGCGGAGAAGUUAAUUUGGGACAUUUGAUGAUUACACAGGGCUUGGCCUUACCUUUGGAUGAUUCGUACCCGGUGCGUUCUCGUUCCAAUACACCAUCGAAUCAAAGUGAUUCGACCAUUGAGGAGUUGAGCGUAACCACGCCCACAACACCGAUUUCGCCAAUGUCGGUGUCUAUUAUAAAUGAUAUGGACAGUGUUUCGGCUGCCGAGGAUGCGCACUUUGAACAGCAAUUGCAGCAUUUACAGAAGAAACUCCAACUUAAUGGCAAUGACAUAAACACAAACACAGCGAACACAAUCAAUCCGGUCAAGCUAAGUACCGAUGACUAUCAGAACAGCAAUCUGGACAAUAUAGCAGCGGCUGCCUCCACCACAAAUGGAGAUGUGGGUCGUUAGAUACGCGCUGUGAUCAUCUCCAGAUUGCCCUUUGUUAUAAUAUAACAUAUUUGUUAAUUUUCCUUCAAAAUGCACGCAACAUUUGCGCUUUGACUGAGCGGACUGUGCGGCAGCUAUCACUGGACGUGUAAAUAAAGCGUAGGGAAUAAGGAUUUAUUAUUAGACAUUCAAUUCAAAAAAUUGAAUCAUUUAUAGCUGCUCGUGACUGUUUUCACAUAUCCUGACAUUGAACGUGAACAAACGCAGAUUUAAGCACAACUCUUAGCUUUUGCUAUAAGAUAUAUUAUGCCAUGUUACUUAUUGUUAGUAAUAGAUUGACAUAUGAAUGUAUAAAUCAUGCAAAAUACAAAAACAUCAAAUUUCAAA
Scaptodrosophila lebanonensis is the source of this 2397-nucleotide messenger RNA. RefSeq names its product tudor and KH domain-containing protein homolog (gene papi). The transcript is spliced from 6 exons. NCBI's taxonomy places the organism in Eukaryota, Metazoa, Arthropoda, Insecta, Diptera, Drosophilidae. Bases 265 to 2031 code for a protein of 588 amino acids. Gene Ontology annotation, biological process: spermatogenesis. The record is from RefSeq and is a predicted model, not a curated record. Gene Ontology annotation, molecular function: RNA binding.